This is a messenger RNA of Triticum dicoccoides, 2873 nucleotides long. RefSeq lists its product as uncharacterized. Bases 89 to 1201 code for a protein of 370 amino acids. Gene Ontology annotation, molecular function: double-stranded DNA binding. Gene Ontology annotation, biological process: regulation of DNA-templated transcription. NCBI's taxonomy places the organism in Eukaryota, Viridiplantae, Streptophyta, Magnoliopsida, Poales, Poaceae. The record is from RefSeq and is a predicted model, not a curated record. The transcript has 2 exons.
AGUACGCAGUUGCAAUUUGCAUUCCAAUCCACACCCCCAAAAAAGAAUCUCUGUCGCCGCCGGCGCCGCCGCCACCGCCGCCUGCGCCAUGUUCCGGCUCCGAGAGUCCAUCCUUUCCCAUAUUCUCUCUUCUCCCUCCAAAGCUGCACUAUCCCCACUCCGCCGCCUGCUCUGCGGCCCCGCGUCGCCCCCAGUUUCCCCGAACCCUAGUAGCUUCGCCGUGGAGGACUACCUCGUCGGCACCUGCGGGCUCACCCGUCCCCAAGCCCUCAAGGCCUCCAAGAAGCUCUCCCACCUCAACUCCCCCGCAAACCCCGACGCCGUCCUCGCCUUCCUCGCCGGCCUCGGCCUCUCCGGCGCCGAUGCCGGCGCCGUCGUCGCCAAAGAUCCGCACUUCCUCGGCGCCGAAGUGGACAAAACCCUGGCCCCCGUCGUCGCCGGGCUAACCGGCCUCGGCAUGUCUAGUCCUGAGAUCGCUCGCAUCGUCUCGCUCGCCCCCGACGGCUUCCGCCGUAGAUCCAUACUCUCCAGGCUGCUCAAGCGCUCGUCCUGCCUGUUGUUUUCGGACCUCGACAAGGUUGUCAAGCCCAAUGUUGUGUUCCUCAGGGAGUGCGGGCUAGGUGAUUCUGAUAUUGCCAAGCUGUGUAUCCAUGGGCCGAGGAUGCUCACCACCAACCCGGAGCGCGUCCGGGCGAUGGUGACAUGCGCCGAAGGUAUAGGCGUGCCCCGUGGCUCUGCGAUGUUCAGAAAAGCCCUACAUGCUGUCGCAUUCCAAAGCAAGGAGAAGAUUGCCGCCAAAGUGGACUACUUGAAGAAUACGUUCAGGUGGUCUGAUGCCGAAGCUUGCAUUGCUGUGCGCAAGUAUCCGGGUGUGCUGAGGAAGUCAAAGGAAUCUCUGAACCGCAGGUCCGAGUUCUUGUUCUCUAAGGUGGGGCUGGAACCCGUGUACAUUGCUCAUCGACCGGAAAUACUUUCUUAUAGCAUGGAGGGCCGACUCAGACCUCGGUACUAUGUUAUCAAGUUUCUCAAGCAAAAUGGACUGCUAGAUUGUGACUUGAGCUUAUAUAGCGCGAUCAAGAUGACUGAGAAGGUAUUUGUGGAGAAGCUCAUAUGCCCUCACAAGGAAGCUGCACCACACCUCGCUGAAGAUUAUGCAGCAGCUUGCAAAGGGGAAGUGCCAACUAAUUUCAGAUUUACAUGAACAAAAAAGGUCUAUGGAAAUUGGUUACAGUGUAUGGUGCAACAAAGUUACCACCCUGCGUGUAAGCUGUUAGUACUUCCUGUUUCGGUGUUCUUUUCCUAAGAUGAUGUUGGUUGUUUUCUGUGGCAUGCCUGUUGCUAAAUGCUUACUCCCUAUGAAACUGAUAAUUUAAUUCCUCAACCCCUGUUUGUUCAGGUUGUCAUUCCUUAGAGAAUAUCUCUCUAAAUGAGAAGUUCAUGGAUAUUUUGUCUUUCUGAGUUCCAUUAAAGAUCUUGGAAAUUUGAUAUGUGGGUUGGACCAAUUUUAUGAUGAACCAAGCAUUCACCAAAAGAGUAGCGUUGUGUCGUUUUCCACUAAAAUGCAUCAGUUUGAUCUGCCAAAAUUUAUUUAUCAUGCAUGUUCAUGUUCAUUUCCAUGUCUUUUAGCUUCCACUGUAUAUCGAUUAGUACCAACUUUGUUUAAUAUUUAGGUUAGACUUAGAGACACUGAGACCUUCUACCUGUUGUCCACCCAUUAUAUGAUACUGCGACCUUCUGCCGGUUUUCCAUUCUAACAUAAAGAGUGGCAAGUUGUUGUGUUUUGUGAUGUAAUUAUGUUUCCUGGUUGUGUUUAAUGAGCAAUAGGGGUAACAAUCCCUGCUACUGUCACCAUGCCAUUAUAUACAAACAUUUUCCCUGUUCAGAGACACGAAAUAUGACAGCCAUUUAGAUCUGACAAAGAAGAGAAAAUUGCAGCAAUUAGUUGUGUGGAUGUUUCCAUUCAGGCGUCAGGCAAAAAUGUAAAUGUGAUUGAGGCUGGUGAGUUGUGCUUUCUCAGGUUUACAAGCAUUGUUCACAGAAACACAAAACUGAAUUUAUAUACUUAGGCCUGCAUGAUUGUUUUCCUUUUGCAAGUUGACUACAGCUGUUGAUGCCUAUUGGGGUUAUUUAUAACAGUCCAAAUAUAUGACUUAAAACUUAGCAUCGUGUUGUGCCAUGAGUUUUCACCUUUUGUGUUUUGGUUGCACAUUCUUUUCGGGUUUACUUUUCUAUGAGGUGAGCCCUUUCAGAAACCUGCAUCGUGUUGUGCCACAACAGUUUACUGUUAUAUAACUUCUAACUUGCAGCUACAAUAAUUUAACAAGUAUCGACAUCUUGCAAAGGAAAAGAGUAUCCGCAUCCAGUAUCUGACAUAUAAAUUCAGUUAUUUCUCUACACUGGUCACAAAGCAGGAUACCUAUGAUUUGGUGUUGUCAGCAUGCUCCUUAUAGUUACGGUUCUGCUUUACCUAAUGUAUUUUGCAAAGACUAUGACUAGUUGACUACAGAAUCUGACCAUAAUACGCUACAUGAAAUAAAAAUUGCAAGCCAAAUUUAAUGAGCAGUUGUCAGUCUUGGCAAAAGCAGGGACCUAAGCGAUCAAAUCAAAGGAGAAAGAGGUUGAAACCAGGGGAGAAGAUCACAGCAACCACCAGGAGAAAAUAUGUCUCCAUUUUUCAUGACCCGAAUACCUUGAAAUUGAUGUAGUAGGAGGAUGCUGGUACAUGUUUGGUCUUCAGUGCGCCACCAAAAAAAGCUUGCUGAUGGGAUGCAAAGGAUAAGCUUACUUGAGGUGUUAGCAAAAGCAGAGCCUAGGCGAUCAGACCAAAGGAGGAAGGAGGACUGGGAAGGAUGGAAAUCGUAGCAACCACCAAG